This is a messenger RNA of Symbiodinium natans, 4236 nucleotides long. Lineage: Eukaryota; Dinophyceae; Suessiales; Symbiodiniaceae. The record is from the annotation of a GenBank genome assembly.
AUGGCGGAUCGCCGGCCGAACCGGCCACCAGUGAAGCAUCUCGGAGGCUGCAUGAUUUUUGGCAACACCACCUUGGGCCACAGCUCCGUGAAGUUCAAACCGCGGCGGCGGCCCCAGGAACCCUGCGAUGCCUUGCAGAAGGCGCACGCCACCAACAUCCUCCAUCACUUCCGGAAAUCUCUUCAGGGGAGAGGCUCCGUGGAUGAGCACCUGCGAGCCGUAUUCCAGAAGUCGAAGGCUUCGAAGGGAUGCGAGGGCAGCCCGCUUGGCGAGGUCGCGCAUGCGAGCCGAAGCUUUCUGAAGAGCUUGGGGUCUCUCGGUCGACGGGAACAUGGGCCCUGGUGCAGCCACUGUUUCGACCUCGCCUGGUGGGAGGCCCAAAACUUAACUGGGGCCUUAUUCAGACCAUGGCCCUAUCACAGCUUGUUCAAGAGGGGCUUGAAGCAGUCUGUCGCGGCGAUGAGAGCCUGUGGGUUGGAGGGCCGAUUCUUCCCAUCGGAGGGCACUCUGAUUGCCUUGGUCCGAUAUGGCAAGAUGGCUUUUGACCUCGGCGGGGCUGUCGACCACGUGGACAAGGACAUCGACAUGAAGAUCUUCGUUCGGUCCCAGCUCGAGUUCCUUCUGAAGAAGAAAUGCAUCACCUCCUACCUCGAAAACCUAAAAAAUGGGGGCUGGAGUUGCUCUGAACCUGUUUACGUGAGCGACUCUCCCACUGGUACUGGCGAACCUUGGUUCUUCGGCUGCAUUGUUUCACGCAGGGAGGGUGGCUUUGAAACCUUUGGAAGCACCGUGGAGCUUCAUGUUGGACGCUUCUUCGUGGCCGGUGACACCAUCCGGAUGGCUCGGAACUGCAGCACAAACGGCUUCUGUCGGAAGCUUCAAGACGAACUGGGUUCGGUGAAGAGGCUCUGGCUGCCUGCCGCGAAAUGCAGGGCUUACGACACUUGGGUGCCUUGCCCAAAGUCGCCGCAGGCCAUGAUGCAAAGAAGCAAGGAGCACUCCGACCACUUCCGGGGGCAUGUGGCUUUGCCAGCUGUUGCAGUAGAGCGAUGCGCGUUUCACCCGGGAACCGUGCGCUUGAUUCAGCGCGGCCUCAGGCCUCACCACAUGGUAAAGCUUCGCCGACAGGCACUGCUGCUGCACCGCGGUGGGUGGGCAUCUUUCUACAGCUUCUGGUUUGAUGAAAAUGGACGGCCGAAGCCCUUGCCCGAACCACGAACAGCCGACAUGCGGCCAGGGGGCGCAGGUCGUUUUUCGCGCAAGCUCCCUGUGACGGAUCCGGUGCACACCUUUAUGACCAGGUUCAGAGGCUUGGUCCAGGUCCAGGCAUUUUCGGCGAUCAUACCUGGCUCAGAGCGUGAUCUGAACUUUGCCAGUGGCACUGCGCACGCCUCUGGCCUUGCAGCUCAGGAGCCGCCCGUCGAAUGGGUUCUCUAUCACAAGCCUCUUGUGAGACACGCAUCACAAGCCAUACUGCAGCUUGCAAUGUCUCCAUUUCACUUGGCUGUGUUGUGGGAGUUGAAGCCGCUGGAGCUUUGCAUGGCAUAUUUCGUGGAUGCCAUGUUGCGGUGUGACAAUGAUAAAGCUGACACCAAACACCACUCUUAUGUGCAAAGCCUCUGCAAAAGCUGGGCAAGCCAUGAGAAAGAUACUAUUGCCAUUAGCAACAUCUCGGCAGUGCAAGACCGUUCCUUUCUUCAGCUGCUGUGGCUAAUCGCCGCAAGGUGCAAAGAUAUCCCAGUCCGGCGGCCGGAGGGGAAGCUGAAACCUGGCCAGAUGUUCAAUCCCUGGUUGCGGUCACUGCGCCGAGCACAUCCUGGGCUCAAUGAGCAGCAAGUGGAGGCGCAGCCGGAGCCUGCCCCGCCGGAGCCGGCGUCCCCGGAGCCUGAGGAUCCGAAAGUCAUCCUGGACCCGCCCCUGGAGAUCGACUCGCAGGUCUUGUACAGAGCGCAUCAGAUCUUGACGAUCCUGUCUGCAGCUGGAGUUCUAGCUCCUGCCGGCACACCGGAGCAAGGCAAGAUCUUGCGCGAAGAGGCCAUCGUACAGUUUGUAGCCCGCCACCGGCGACUGGCCGGCCUUCGUGGCUUCAGCGUGGCCUUGCCGAAGAUCGUUUUCCACUGGACCCAGGAAAAGAAUUUCGCAAGUAUCGUCCGUGAAGGCUUGCGGGUUCCUGACGGAGCAGGAGUGACUGUAGCGCAUGGAAGCUCUUUCGGAAAAGGCAUUUAUGUUUCACCGGAGUAUCGUUAUGGAAAGGAGCUUUUUGCGUACGGUGCACAGGCUGCCUUCAUGUGCCUGGCUUUGCCCGGCAAGCAGCACUUUGGAAAGCCACCAUCGAAUGGCCGAGGAUUUCUGGCCCCUGGGGACGAAGGCUACGACAGCGUCAUCGGCCGCGAAGGCCAAAGGGGCAUUGAUGAGUGGGUGUUCUUCCGCCAAGACCAGUUGCUGUUGUGCUUCCUGGUUGAUGAGCUCGGCAUGCUGGCAGCCAAAGAGGCUGCGUUUGCUGCCAUCAAGGUGUUGCAUCAGCCUUGGCCGCAGUCCGAUCCAGAGAGUCCAGAGGCUUCACUGCCGGUGGCACCAGUGCAGGAUGUGCAGGCUAGCCGAUGGCAGCGGCGGCACACACAAGAUGCUGGGGCGCGCGCCAAUGAGUCUGAGCUCGGCUUGCUUAGCUUCGACAGGCUGCCGAGGGCUCGCAGAGCACUGGCCGGUGGAGAGACCGGCGACGAACUCGUGGCUGUGGGCUAUGACGGUCCCCUGCAGUCCAGAUGCCGAAAAAAGAAGGCGCGCCUGGGUCAGUGCGGCCUUCUCAAAAGGUACUUCUUGCUGAACCGCCAUACUGGUCAGUACUUGUAUGCCGGAGGUUUGGGGCAGACAGGUGUCAACGACACGGCUAUGUGGUCAGUUGCUGAGACUCAGGACGCUGCUGUGUACCGGAUUCAGAACGCGCAGACCGGGGAGCAGCUAGGUUCGCACACAUGGCUCAUUCACAGCACUUGUCGCGGGGGUUGCAUCAGCCUGGCGGACCACGACGGACAGGUCCUGGCGCCUCUGACAAAGCAGGACGGAACCUAUGGGGUAGCUCCGAUGCCUGUUCAGGAGGCCGGAGCUUCAGCUUACUGGAUCCACUUGCCACCUUGUCUCCGCGAGGAUGCACUUGAGAUGAAGCAGACGGAGUGCUUUCCAGAAGGCUCGCAGUGGAGUGGCAUGGCUGCCGACUGCUGCAACACGCAUCGGUAUGGGGCGGGCGGCAAUCCAAGCUGCUGGGAUGGCAUGUUCACCUUGGAGCGCUGUUGUCCCAAGGCUGCGAGAUCUGCGGUGACGGCGGUGGAAGCUCCCAGUGCGGCGCCGCAGCUGCUGUGUACCGGUGAGCGGCUGCAAGGAACUGAGCGCUUCAUAAGGCAGGCUGGUUUCGAUGGCGAACGCAUGUGGCAUCCCUCCAAGACCUUCGAGGCGGCGUUUGACUUUGCCCUCGAGGACGACGGGGUCAUACUUCGCGUUGCAAGUGGGCUUCCAAAGUGUGGAGGUCCGGCGCUGUUUCAGGAGGCGGAGGCCAUCCUAGAGGAGAUCGAGCAGCAUCACGUGCAAAUGCUCCGCGAGCUCCACGAGGCCCUCAUGGACGUCUCUAAGCGUCACACCCGGCAGUCCUUGCAUCCUGCGACCUACUUGCCCUUCUUCCCGUACUUGCUCAUGGCCCUGCACCAGCGCACCGGGAAGGCGGACUACUUGCACUGCAUCUCACGCACCGCAGCCACCUUGGCACUGGCACCUUCGUGGGCUCGAAACGCUGGCUACGACUUCGUAUUGCCAAUCGGCUAUGAUCGACCCUGGGAAAGACGAGGGGUGCCAGCAGAUGGGCUGGAGACCGACCCGUACACUUUGCAGACAUACGACGCUAGACUUGGCAACGUGCUGCUGCUGGCCACGCACGACACCUUCUUCGGUGAUCGGCACAGCCUGCUGACUCCGAACUACGGCGGCGGAGCAUAUCGGAACUUGAGGAAUCUUGUUGUCCCACUUCCCUUCUUGCUGAAUUGCACUUUCUGGCGCUCGUCACUGGAGCAUCGGGCAAGGCCAUCCUCCUCGCAGCAUCGAUUCCGCGUGAGUUUCGCGGGCUCGCAAAAUGGCGACACUCGGGCCUUGAUGCACCGGGCGUCCGCCACGGUGGCAUCCCGUCCAAACCCCAGGCAUCUCUGCAGAGCAGCGCGCAUUGCUCGCGGUUCGAUUCGUAGUGUCGGAUGA